Echinostoma caproni is the source of this 1995-nucleotide messenger RNA. Lineage: Eukaryota; Metazoa; Platyhelminthes; Trematoda; Plagiorchiida; Echinostomatidae. The record is from the annotation of a GenBank genome assembly.
AUGUUGUCUCAAUUUCAAUUCCUCGAUCAUGCGCACGAUUCGACGCGGUCAGUCUAUUCACUCAGCUCCUCACCGUCCACCGAGUCCUAUCACAGUUCUGCCUUCCCUUACACAGAAGAAUCUGACGACGGCAGACCGACGCACACAGGUUAUCCGCGUAUGCCUACACCCACUCAGUUGGACUUGGUCGAUCCAGUAUACGCCUCUAGCAUGCAUUCCGAUGAGACCGGAUUUGAACAGUUUCCCGUAUUGGGCAGUCCAAGUCUGUUAUUCUACGACCCGGAUUCACAACAUCUUCUCGAAUCCUGCAUACAGUCCACAUUGACCGAGGAUGAAAAUGUCCCGUCGAACAGUUUACUUGCACUGGAAUCCAUAGAAUCAUCACCACCUCAAACUUCCGCUUCACCGCCUCCCUCACCACAGACGUUGGCAACAUCAUGCGACCAGGCAGCAGCAACGGCAGCAACCGUCCACCCAGUGGCCUGUUCGUCUCCCACCGACCACUGUCUGAUAUCGGACAAGCAAUCCUCGCAGCCUGAGCGUCCAACUCGACCACACUCCCUCGCAUUCCGAGCACUAAUCGAUUCGCCCAAAUCAAACGGUCUUUUGAGUCAGACCAAUGAUAUGCCAUUGUCUUUCAACAACCCGUUUUUCGGUCUAGAAGAGCAGUUGGCCAGUGCGGAUAUCGCUUGGAUGGGAGCAUUGGAUAUACCAAAUAUCUGUCUGGACGAGGUGGACAAACUGCUUUCGCCCACAUCGUGCAUCACCUCACCAGUUGGUGAUGCCGUAACUUCGGUAAUCGGAUCCGCAAGUACACGUGCUUCCCAAAGACUUUGUUUACGCAAAACCAAUUGUCAUUAUACUGAAGUAACCUGUCCAUCCAACUCGGACCGAACGAUGGAGCAGCCAUCGGGACCGGACGAUUCUGACUCAAUCGAAUUCCAGUCACGUAUCCCGGACUCAUCUAAACGCAUUCCGAACGAGCUGGCCGAUUCCGAUAGUACACUGACUUGUUCCGAAGCGGAAUACUAUAGCAACUGGAUCCAGUUGCACGGAACGAGAACUCGUAGAAAACGGGUACGGCCGUCACGUUUACGGCGUCGAGAGCGUUGGGAAACAGAAACCGAGGGCGAUACCGAUACCGAUUCAGGGACAGAUGAACCUCGUGAAUGGAAUCCGCAGCUGUUGAAGCGUUUGUCCACGACGGGGACACGUCGAAGUGCUGUCCCACACAUGCACCGGAGGCAGUCCAAAUCCACUUCGGAUGAAGAUUUGAAACCAUGGUGGCCAAAAACAAACACUCCCUUUUGGACUGGUUGUGGUAUCAGUGUUGAUAUUCCGGAUUCGGUAGAUGAAGUGAGUUCCUCCGAUGGCAGACCUUCGUUGAUUGGAGUGGAAGAUGAUCAACUGAUGUGUUGCACGUCCGAUCCCGAUGGAACACCUCGAUCAAACGACUCUGGUUGUUCGUGUAGUAUGAAUUCCUCACCCAGAACUGGGACUUCGAAAGUCCCCGGAACAUCGAUAAGCUCUCUGACACACAACUACAAUCAAACCAACCAUAAUACCACUAAUAACGCAGGUGGUAAUACCUCCAGCAAUUAUCAUCACAAAUUCAAAUCUAAAUCUUCUGCUCAUUCCAUGUCUGACCGACUUGGAGUCGAUGCCAAGUGUCAUCAACCGAUUUGGCGAGCCCGCCGACGACGGAAGCAAUUGGAACUGUGGCAAUUUAUUUUGUGCAAAUUGGAAACAAGCAAACAGUCCGCAUUUCGGUGGGUGAAUCGAUCGGCAGGAGUAUUUUGCAUCACAGACACUAUAGCUGGAGCGCGUGAAUGGGGGCGAUAUCGAAAUAACAGUCGAAUGGAUUAUGAGAAAAUGGCUAGAGCUAUGAGAUUCUACUACAAAGACUCUAUUUUACGCAAAUCCAGACAACAACUCCACUUUCAGUUUGCCAUGUCCUACGUGGAAUGGGCCUCACGAUUCUAUCAUUCCGCUUGA